Molecule: messenger RNA, 2912 nt
Organism: Beta vulgaris subsp. vulgaris (sugar beet)
Lineage: Eukaryota; Viridiplantae; Streptophyta; Magnoliopsida; Caryophyllales; Amaranthaceae
Product: probable protein phosphatase 2C 23
Exons: 4
Coding region: 471-2615 (714 amino acids)
Biological process (GO): protein dephosphorylation
Molecular function (GO): protein serine/threonine phosphatase activity
Source: RefSeq, a predicted model, not a curated record
AUUAUAUUACUAUAAAAUUUGAAAAAACAAAAAACAAGAAAUUUUUUUGACGACGAAAUAACUCCAAACAAAAAAACAAAAGAAAAAGAAAAAAAAGAAAAGACGAAGCAUCCACAUUCCACCCCCUAUAAUUCAAAACUCUCUCUCUUUUUACUCAAAAGUCAACUCUCCUUCAAUUUCACCCUUCACUCUCCUUUCUUCCACGCCUCUUUCUCCCUCUCUCUCUCUCUCUCCUUCAACUACCUCUUCUUUCUCUCUCCUCCAUUUUUCUCAUUUCAUCUUUCCUUCAUUCUUCAGCUAUGAAAAUCGGAGUAUAAUCUAAACUUAUCUAAUCUUAAAUCUCCAUUUUUUUUCAUCACCAUCUUCAUAACUGUAUAAUACCCACUUCAAUAUAAACACCCCCCAAUAAAAGAAACCCAUUUUUUUUUUCUCUUUCCUCUGAUUUUUUUUUUUUUUAAGUUUAUAAAGAAAUGGGUAAUGGAAUUGGGAAAAUCGGCGUCUGUUUCACGGGCUCCGGCGAUGGUCGUCGGGCCCAUAAGCAUGAAUCCGGGAUGUACAUGGACCAGUACGACGAGGGAUUGGGCCAUUCCUUCUGUUACGUUCGGCCCGAUCCGGCCCGACUGUCUAACCCGACGGGCCCGGCGUCGUCUAAGAUCCAUUCCGAGGAGUAUGCCGCCGGAGUUUCGAUAUUCCGGUCGAUCUCCGGCGCUUCUGUGUCGGCGAACACCUCGACUCCGCUGUCCACCGCCUUCGUGGCGGACCCCACCGCCACGUCAGCCACCGCCGCCUUCUUCGAGAGCUCCACCUCCUUCGCCUCCGUACCACUCCAGCCCAUCCCACGCGGGUCGUCCUCAAUAAACUCAGGCCCGCUUUCCGGCCCGGUAUUCGUCGAUCGCGGGUUCAUGUCCGGGCCCAUCGAGCGAGCCGGGUUCCUAUCCGGCCCGCUCGAUCGGGCUGGUCCGGCCCUCUUCUCCGGCCCGCUGGACCGGAGCUUGUCAGUUCAGGGUACCUGGGCUGGGCUAAAGCCCAAGAAGAGGCCCGGGUCUCUGAUCCGUGGGCUACGACAUGCGAUCUCUAAGACGUUCGGGCAGAGCUCGGUUGCCCCGGUCAAGGGAAACGGCGGCGUCGGGCAUGAUAAUUGGGUUGUGGGUGGGCCUGGGCCUGUGGUCGGGCCUGAGGUGAGUGGGAGCUUGAACAUGAGCUCAGAGAUGAGCUUGGGUGAGAGUGAUUCAUGGGAAAGUCAGAAUCUUCAGUGGGCACAGGGGAAAGCAGGGGAAGAUCGAGUACAUGUGGUUGUAUCAGAAGAACAUGGUUGGGUUUUUGUUGGGAUUUAUGAUGGAUUUAACGGUCCUGAUGCAACUGAUUUCCUUCUAUCAAAUUUAUACACUAAUGUUCAGAAAGAGCUCAAAGGUUUAUUAUGGGAUGAUAAUAGUAAGUUUGAUUUAUCUUCUUCAUCAUCAACUCUUCCAAUUCAUAGUUGUUGUUGUUCUUCUGAGAGUAGCAGUAACAGUAGUAGAAGUAGUAUCAGUAGCUCAGAUAUUGAGACUUAUGACUUUUUUGAGAGAGAAACUUAUGCUGAAAGUAGUGCCAAAUCGAAUAGUAAUAGUACUAAAAGAGGAAAGAAUUCGUCGAAAACUAAUUUUAAAGGGGCAACCAAGAAAUGGGAAGAGAAUCAAAGGAGAUGGAAGUGUGAGUGGGAUAGAGAAAGAGUUGAGCUUGAUCGGAGGUUAAAAGAGCAAUGGAAUAGGAACGAUUCCGAGGGUAAAACUAUUAAUCAUUCUGAUGUAUUAAAGGCAUUAUCGCGUGCUUUGAAGAAGACGGAGGAAUCAUACUUGGAUAUUGCAGAUAAGAUGGUGGAUGAAAAUCCGGAGUUAGCUUUAAUGGGUUCUUGUGUUCUUGGUAUGUUGAUGAAAGGGGAGGAUGUUUAUUUGAUGAACGUAGGCGAUAGUAGGGCGGUUUUGGCUCAAAAUAAAGAGCCUGAUCUUAGACUUGGCAAGGUUGAUCAAGACUUGGAAAGGAUCAAUGAAGAAUCAAUGUAUGACUUUGAAGUAUCAGAUGGUGUCAAACCUAGUCUUAGAUCGUCUCAACUUACUAUUGAUCAUAGUACUUCUGUUGAAGAGGAAGUACAAAGAAUAAGAGAUGAACACCGAGAUGAUGCCUUUGCUGUUGUUAAUGAUCGCGUCAAAGGUUCAUUAAAGGUCACUCGGGCCUUUGGUGCUGGUUUUCUCAAACAGCCUAAAUGGAACGAUGCGCUUUUGGAGAUGUUCAGAAUCGACUACGUUGGGACUUCACCAUAUAUCAGUUGCCUCCCUUUCAUGUAUCACCACAGAUUAGGCCCAAAGGAUCAGUUCUUGAUAUUAUCCUCUGACGGUCUUUACCAAUACUUCACGAACGAGGAAGUCGUUGCUGAAGUGGAGCUCUUCAUCUCAUUGUACCCGGAAGGUGACCCUGCUCAACAUUUAGUUGAGGAAGUUCUGUUGCGUGCAGCAAAGAAAGCUGGUCUAGAUUUCUAUGAGUUGCUAGAAAUACCUCAAGGAGAUCGACGCAGGUACCAUGACGACGUCUCAAUCAUCAUCAUUUCUUUUGAAGGCAGGAUAUGGAGAUCAUGUGUAUAAGAUUCUACAAAUGGUACAAGAUGUAGAGAAAAGCUAGGAGAAAAUAGCAAAAAGAAAAAAAAAGGCCAUUGAAUCAGUUUUAUCCUUGUCACCCACAUAACAGUCCAGCAAAACCUUUAGAAAAGGGCUAAAUAUGGUCAGUUAUAUUAUUGGCAAGGUGAUAAUAGGAAAUGUAUAGACAUAAAAGAGGUAGGUUAUUGCUGAGGGAAACCAUUAUCUUGAUAAUUUUUUUAAAAAAGGUGUAAUUGCUGAAUAAAUUUGGUUCAAAUAUAUAAAAAUUUUGUUCAUUAUCUUCUA